Durusdinium trenchii is the source of this 979-nucleotide messenger RNA. The record is from the annotation of a GenBank genome assembly. NCBI's taxonomy places the organism in Eukaryota, Dinophyceae, Suessiales, Symbiodiniaceae.
GCGGCUAUUCAAACCUAUAGGCUAGGUGUCAUUGCAACUAUCAGUCAAGGAGAGUUCUGCAGCAAAUAGCAUCGUUACGUUCCAUGAACCUAGCAGAAAAGCCCUCGAAACGAAAGCGUGUGUUGGGUUAUGAAUCCUUUUUUCUGCAGAACACUUUGAGGCCCGCCCAAGAUCUCAAAGGUGAAACAAAAAAGCAAAUCGCGAGUGUGAAGAUCACGGAGAGUUUGGCGUAGGGACAAGGCACCGAGUCUAAUUCGAUGGAGUUCUGGGUGUCAGCAUAGAGUCCCAAACUGGCGACAAGAAGAAACCAAACACGAGGAGAGGAAGGAUUGAACGAACCACGGAGUCCUAAGUCGCCCUUCUAGUUGAAGUCGGUGAAGGUGGCGCCUGCUAGCAUGCUAGUUGGUCAGGGUGUUUGGGUUAGCCUGUUUUCAAUGUGGACUCCCCUGCUUUGGGGGAGAGGUAUUCUCAAGUCACACCGCGCGGAAUGUCAGGGGAAACCCCGGCCACUCGUCCCCAGCUUGUUGCGCUACUACGGCGCGCCGUGGCAGAGGUCUAUCUUCGUUCCGCGGCGAUGGCACAUCCCUUCCCUGACACCAGCAUGUGCGAAGAUGUGGACUUCUUGCUGCGCUUGAAAGAGGUUUACCAACAUCGAGUGGGGCUCAAGCGAGAUGAAGAGGGCAUUUGCUUGCACCUCAUGCACGGUGGCAACACGGCGGACUCCAUGCUGCAUCAAUCAGUCUCCGCGCAGAAGUUCGCACAGCUUCAUGUCUCCAAACUGCAGUUCCCCUUCAUGGCGCUCUCACGAGAUCUCCAGGAGCACCAAUCCGAAGCAAAGAUGGGGCGCUUCUUCGUGAAGGCGGAGACUGAAGAACGGAUGCGACAGUUCCAGCGAACGAUCCAAGAGGAGGCGCAAGUCGCGGCCCAUCGAGAAAGGAUUAUCUUUGAAUGACAUUCAACAGCAUGAUUGCAUUUGGUA